AUGUUUCUUCCGCCCGGAGGUCUUUAUCGGACAACCUUCAACGUUCCCAUGGAAAAUCUGCAGGGUCGACGUGUCCACCUCGUCUUCCAUGCUGUUGGCUCUGCGGUGAUGGUGUGGGUGGAUGGCCAGCCACUCGGAAGCGACGGCAAGGCAGACACUGAGACCCCAGCCGGUAGGUAUAUUGGGUAUUCACAGGAUUCCAUGACUGCUGCCGAGUUUGACAUUACGGAUGCACUUAUCGGCAGCCAGCAGGUUCUCGUGGCCAUGGUGCCAAGCUGGUGCGAUGGAUCGUACUUGGAGGACUUUCAGACUCGAACAUUCUUCAACGAAGAUGACGAUGGAAUUCUGCAUGUUCAAUGCCAGCUUACUGGGACAGCCGCCGGCAACAAGGUGCUAAAGUUCACUUUGUAUGGAGAACGGUCUGAGAUCCUGGCGUCAGCGCGCGCCACUGAACUGCAGGCUGCAGCCACCGCAGGUGUGGAGGCAGAAUUACGCGUGCCGGGAGUGCGAAAAUGGAGCGCGGAGGAUCCCUUCCUGUACACUCUGCAGCUGGAGCUCACGGAGGCCUCUGACACUACGAUCCAGGCUGAGCGUCUGCGGAUUGGUACAGUUGCCAUCGUGGAUGGACAGCUCUGUGUGAACGACCGGCCGAUCGUGGUUGCAGGUGCGAAUGUGCACGAGAUGCACCCGACGAGAGGGAAGGCGAUCACCACUGACGACAUGCUCAAGGUACUGGUCACCACCAAUGAUCCUGCCUCCGGCAGCCAGCAGAACUCGGUCAUACUUUGCGAGUACAGUCACGCCCUCGGCAACUCCAACGGAUCCCUUCACUCCUACUGGGAGCUGUUUUGGUCUUCGGUGCACAAAGCUCAGAUCCUGGACCCGAAUGUGAAGGGGAAGCACCAGCGAGAAGCAUGGCUUGAAGGCGAAUAUGCCUACGGUGGAGACUUUGGAAGGGAGAGUGGGCGACAAGAUCGCAACUUUAUUGUGGAUGGCAUCCUAUUCCCCGAUCGCACACCACAUCCAGCUUACCAGGACUUCAAAAGGCUGCAGCAACCUGUGGAGUUCCAGCUCAAAUCGCAAGAGGACUGUUCCGAGGGUCGGCUUGUCCGGGUGAAUGCCCGAGUCUCGGCGCACACGAAGAACACAGAGCAGAUCGGUCUAAGGUGGAAAAUCGUCGGGCUGGAUCGGCUAACAGCAUCUGUGACCGAAUGUGCGUGGAGCAGUUCCGCCGAAGGUCCAAAUCUUCGCGUGCGGGAAAACUUCAGUGCAAUUGGCCAGCUCCUUCUUGAAACAUGCUUCCAGUAUGUGUUCGAGGCACAUCGGGUAGUGGUGUCAGUAACUGUGACUCCAGUCGGCCCCUUGACUGGUUUGUCGACUCUUCCCCGAGUGGGGGUAGACUUUGCUCUUUCAGCAAAGCUCUCAACAAUGACUUGGCUGGGAUGUGGCCCGGGAGAGAGCUAUCCGGACCGAAAAGUCGCUUCGGAUUGGGCAGUUCAUAAAAGCGACGUCGACACUCAGCAUGUGGACUACAUUGUCCCCAGUGAGAACGGAGGAAAGGCGGAUGUCCACUGGGCAGCCUUCACUGAUGGUUCAUUUGGCCAUGGCUUGAUGUUGACAUAUUCCUGCGGCGAUGGUGAAGCGCAGCAGGACAAACCCGAAGAUGCUGCAUCCGAGAAGCGUCCUGCUUGCACACGUGGAGCACAACUGUCCGCAUCGCGGUGGACCCAGGAAGAGCUAGAACGAAAUUCCCACCGCCACAAUCUGCCAGCGAGGCAGGCUUCGAGCUCAAGACCCGUGAACGUUCACUUGGACACAGCACAUGCCGGAGUGGGCGGCGUGGGUGAGGGGGGCUCUAGGCUUUGGGCCACCGCCAAUCAUCAUUGUAUGGAUGCCUGGCAGAAGUAUUCCAGUCGACCCCCGGAGGAGAAGAGAUCCUCCCAGGGCAGCGCCAGAUCACAAGGACGACAAAUCGGAUCGGGCUCGCAGGCUUCCGGAUCUCGAGACUCUGCUUGA
This is a messenger RNA of Symbiodinium sp. CCMP2456, 2016 nucleotides long. Lineage: Eukaryota; Dinophyceae; Suessiales; Symbiodiniaceae. The record is from the annotation of a GenBank genome assembly.